AUGUCGCUUCUUCCGUACUCGAUGUCUCUUGCAAACUGCUCUUCUCUAGCAAUUUCACUUCCUACCGUUUUUGGAGCCAAGUUAUUGUCAUUGGAAGCAUAUCCUGUUCGGAACUAUUCAAAAUCUGUUUCAAUUGAAAGCAAUUUCAACCAUGACAGUCUCGAAGUCACUAAUAUCAGCGUCUGCAAUGUCACGGUGACUCAUACACAUCCAGGCCAAGGCGACACUCUAACCACACAGAUUUGGCUACCGGUUCAGCCUCAAUGGAACGAGCGAAUGCAAGCGAUAGGUGGAGGAGGCUGGUUAGCUGGAGCGUCAGAAUACCAAGAGCCAGGCAUGGCGGCCGCAGUUUUUGACGGCUACGCUGCGAUAACCACCGAUGGUGGAGUGCCCGGAGACGGCAUGAGUACCCCUUGGGCGUUGCUGAGCCCGGGUAACGUCAAUCUCUAUGCCCUUCAGAAUGUCGCAUCAGUCUCGUUGAACGAUGCGGCUUUGAUUGGGAAGAGCGUUAUUCAGAGCUUCUACGGCAAGCGACCGACGUUCUCCUAUUUCAGCGGAUGCUCACACGGUGGCCGCCAGGGCCUCAUGCUCGCACAACGGUAUCCCACAGCAUUUGAUGGCAUUGCUGCCUCUGCCCCGGGAGUCAAUUGGCCGAAUUUCUUCGUUGCGAAUUGGUUCCCUCAGCAGGUGAUGAAUGAGAUGAAACAAUAUCCACAUCCUUGCGAGCUGGAGGCGCUUACCAAAGCGGCGAUCAAAGCAUGUGAUCCGAACGACGGCCUGACGGACGGUCUGAUCUCAGACCCAGACUCAUGCCACUUUAAUCCGCAGACUCUCGUCGGAACGGGUCUGAAUUGCAGUGCCACGGGGGGACCGAAAGCAAUAUCAGAGGCGGCGGCGGCUGUAGCCAACGCGGCAUGGACUGGCGCCAGGAGCUCGAACGGUUCGAUGUUGUGGUACACGCUCGGAUACGAAGCGGACCUCACCACCAUGAUGAGCAUCGCUUCGACCAUGUGCUCGGAAGGCGGGAUGUGCAUGCCCGGAGAGCACAAUUCCCUAUUCUCGAGUUGGAUCCAGCAGUUUGUAAAGAAGGACGAGCACUUUGACCUGUCGAGCAUGUCGAGGUCGGACUACGAGCGGGUAUUCCGGGCCAGCGUUCGGGAGUAUGAGUCGAUCAUCGGCUCGAACUUCGCGGAUCUCUCGGAAUUUCGCGAGAGUGGAGGCAAGAUCAUUACGGUUCAUGGACUUGCGGAUGAGACGGUGCCAUACCAGAAUACACGGCACUACUACGACGCGGUAACAGCGCUGGAUCCCGAGGUCCACGACUUCUACCGUCUCUUCGAGUCUCCAGGUCUGGCACAUUGUGCCCCUGGCGCUGGUGCAUACCCAGCAGGCACUUUCAAGGCGUUGGUUGAAUGGGUGGAGCAUGGGGUCGCCCCUAGAACAUUGCUGGGGAAAUUUCAGAGAAGCCCGCAGGCGAACCAGACAAACCAGCAGCCAAAUGAGACGAGGAUUCUCUGUCCAUAUCCGCAGAGGGCUCGUUAUCUCGGCGGGGGGUCUGUGCGUUUCGCUUGCUCUUAG
Messenger RNA from Eremomyces bilateralis CBS 781.70, 1578 nucleotides. RefSeq names its product tannase and feruloyl esterase. The transcript has 2 exons. The record is from RefSeq and is a predicted model, not a curated record. Bases 1 to 1578 code for a protein of 525 amino acids. NCBI's taxonomy places the organism in Eukaryota, Fungi, Ascomycota, Dothideomycetes, Eremomycetales, Eremomycetaceae.